Molecule: messenger RNA, 4076 nt
Organism: Lutzomyia longipalpis
Lineage: Eukaryota; Metazoa; Arthropoda; Insecta; Diptera; Psychodidae
Gene: Elp1
Product: elongator complex protein 1
Exons: 5
Coding region: 109-3876 (1255 amino acids)
Biological process (GO): tRNA wobble base 5-methoxycarbonylmethyl-2-thiouridinylation
Cellular component (GO): cytosol; elongator holoenzyme complex
Molecular function (GO): tRNA binding; protein binding
Source: RefSeq, a predicted model, not a curated record
AAAAACUUUGUGUUCUACCGGGACAGGCCCACAUGUUUUUGCGGAAUUUUUAUUUAUCUUCUUGAGUUUUCUAAUAAAUUGUUUUAGUGAAGAAAUUGUAGAGAGAUAAUGCGAAAUCUCACAUUAUUGUGCAAAGAAACCCACGCUGGGGAAAGAAAUCGUGCAGAAGAUGAAAACGAAGAUGCAGACCUGCCACGCGCUGGAUGGUUCUUCUGGGAGAGCAGGUACUACUGUGGAGGUCAGGAAGAUGGGAUGUUCUCCAUUGAGAAGGAUGGCAAGUCAUCUGGGAGUCUUUUCCCACUGGAAGAUCUUCUAUCAGUUGAACACCUCCAGCGCAGUGGAGAACUCUGCAUUGCCAAGAAAUCCGGAGAUAUUCUUCUCUGGGAUCCCCAGAGUGAGAGAUUGGAAGAUGUUGGAUCAUGCGGAGAAAGUAUAGGAGAAAUGAGCUGGAGCCCUGAUCAGGAGAUUGCUGUCUUUGCCACUGAAUCCAGUAAGAUCAUUGUGAUGGAUUCCCUUUUUGACAUCAUCGAGGAAGUUAAUCUGCUGGACAGUAGCUUCGGUGAUAGUGAGUUUGUGGUCUUGGGAUGGGGUAAGAAGGAGACCCAAUUUCACGGUUCAGCAGGCAAGAAAGCCGCCCAGAAGAAGGAAAUCACAGACUUACCAGCAAAUUCCCUUCCGGAAGAUGAGAAAAUUGACUCAAAGAUUAACAUUGUCUGGAGAGGAGAUGGAGAGUAUUUUGCCGUAAAUUUCCUCAGAGAUAGUCAACGUUUAUUCAAAGUAUUCAGCCGCGAUGGAAAGCUCCAGUAUACGUCGGAAAAAUGCCUAGGAUUGGAGGGUGCAAUAGCUUGGAAGCCAUCUGGGCUGUGGAUUGCUGUUCCUCAGAAUCUCCCUGAUAAAUAUGUCAUUGCGCUUUUUGAGAAGAAUGGCCUACGCCAUCGUGAGCUCUGUCUUCCCUUCAAGAGAGAAAAUGAAAUUGUCCAAGCUCUCAAAUGGAGCAAUGAUUCUACAAUCCUGGCCAUUCUUACUUCUUCUUUAGCACCUUUAUUUCCGGGUAGUGAAGAACAAACGAGUAUUUAUUUGUACACAAUGGGAAACUAUCAUUGGUAUCUAAAGCAGUGUCUCACCUUUUCCUCUCCCGUUUGGAUGUUUGACUGGGAUUCUUCAGUCUACGAAUGCAAAUCUCUAUAUGUCCUCAGAGAUACAGGAUCUACGCACAUUUACAGAUGGAGCUACGAUGUAAAUUGUUCUGCUGGUCAAACGGAUCAAGAUGAAUCACUUGUAGGAGUUAUUGAGGGAAAAAAUGUCUUGUUGACAAACUUCCGGGGUGUUGUUGUUCCUCCACCAAUGUGUGCCUUCACACUGACAUGUCCGGACUAUAUAAACUACGUGGGAUUCAUUCAGCAUCCCGCCAAUCCCUGUGACAGUAAUAAAUUCUUCACAGUGACGAAUCAGAAUCUCCUGACCAUCUAUGAGUGCUCAUUUACGGACGGUCCGUCUCCAGUGCGCCACAUAGAGGGAUGCAAGGAAGUUGAAUGUUUGAUCUUUGAAAAUAGCUUUCAUGGACAUAAUUUAUUCCAUUGGCUCACUGAAGAACUCUUGAUUGUUGACUCUCCAACGAAGAAUAACAAAUCCCGCUUGAUUUUAAUGCGAAAGUAUAAAAUUAUGUGGGACACUGUGGAUGAGAUUAAACUAAAUAAUCUUGCUACAGGGAUAACGUCGUGCGAUGGAAAUUCCCUCAUUGUAUCCUUGUUGAACAAAAGCGUCUUGAAAGUAAAGAUAUCGAAUGGAAAAUUUGCCGGGUGUGAGGAAUUCUAUUCCCUUCCGGAAUUCUGUGAGAAAACAGUCUCAGUGAAGAUUGGUGCCGAAGAGAAGAUUUUCUCACUACAAACCCGCCAAAUGCUCUACUUGAAUGGCGAUAAAUUCCAACAGGACGUUACAUCCUUCGCCGUAGCUCAUCCAUUCCUCCUGUACACAACUGUGGACGAGCUGAGGAUCAUCAAUUUGACCAACAUGAAUGUGGAUACUGUGAGGAAGACCGAAAGAGGAGCCAGGAUCGUCGCAAUUGUCCCCAAACACGAUAGAACAGUGCUGCAGAUGCCACGUGGGAAUUUAGAAGCAAUCCAACCACGAGCACUCACCCUCCUGAUUAUUGGAGAUUUGCUGCACAAAAAUCAAUACAGGAAGGCCUAUGAAAUUCUCCGUAAACAACGGAUUAAUCUCAAUUUAAUUGUCGAUCACAAUCCGAAGGAAUUCUUUGAGAAGAUCGAUGUUUUUCUCAAUGAGAUUAGCAACCCAUCUUGGUUGAAUCUCUUCCUAACAGACCUCCAAAAUGAAGAUGUAACCACAACAAUCUACGAAGGAUCAUACCGAAUGCUGAAGGUACGAGAAUAUCCCGAGAAUUACACGAUAGAAGGGAAAGUAGAGAGGAUUUGUGAGGAAAUGUGUAAGAAAAUGCAGAGUAGGAAUGAAAAGCACCUGCUUCUACCAAUUAUAACGAGUUUCGUGAAAAGAAAGGACAUUGAGAGUGCACUGAGAGUUAUUUGCGAGAUUAGGAAUGCAGAGAAGGCCAAUGGAGGACAUUUGGGGGAUUUUUCUGAAUCUGAAGACGCCCUAAACUAUCUCCUGUACUUGGUGGAUGUUAACAAAUUGUACGACAUUGCUCUGGGAAUGUAUGACUUCAGAUUGGUUUUGUUUGUCGCUGAAAAAUCCCAGAAAGAUCCCAAAGAGUAUAUUUCCUACCUCAAUGAUCUCAAUCAAUUGGAUGAGUACUACAGACGUUUCAAGAUUGAUUUUCACCUCAAACGGUAUGAAAAGGCGCUGGAAAAUAUCUCAAAGUGUGAAGGGAAAUUCGAUGAAUGCCUCAAGCUUGUAAAGGAUCGGCAUCUCCAUGCAAAAGCUCUCACACUCUUCCCAUCAAACUCGGAGGAAUACAAGAGUAUUGCUAAAGCCUAUGCAGAUCAUUUGCGCUACAGAGGAUUUCUCGAGGAAGCCAGCUUGAUGUAUGAACGUGCUGGGAAUUUAGAUGAAGCCAUUCAGACAGCCAAGAACACAAUGGACUUCAAUCGAAGCCUGUCGCUAAAGAUGAGUUCAGGAGUGGCAGAUGAGGAGCUCAAGGAGUUCGUACACAGCCUCAUACCCGCUAUGAUUGAGAAUGGGAAAUACAGAGAAGCGGCGGAUCUCAUAAAGGUUCACAUUAAAGACUCACAGCAAGUGAUUGAGACACUUCUCGAGGGAAAAUUGUACAUGGCAGCAAUUUAUGAGUGGAACGAAUGCAAAGGCAGUGAUUGCACACGGGAUUACAUACAGGGGCAUUUGCGGAGCUACACAGAGGUGCUAAUGGAUUGCAUGAGAAACGACAGAAUGCAAUUUGUGAGUUACAAAACGCGCCUCAGUGUGGUACGUAAGAAGCGCACGGAAGAGCCAGAAGAGGAGGAUCCCAAUCAUUUUGAUGAUUGUGAUUUGUACUCGGACACAACGAGUGUCAUCAGUACGAAGCACACGGGGAGCUCUAGGGGAUCGUCCAAGACGCACAAGUCUAGCAAAAGCCGACGAAAGCACAAGAGGAAGCUCUACAGUCUCAAGGAGGGGAAUCCCUUUGAAGACAUUGCCCUCAUCGAUGCACUCCACAAUUUGGCCAUCAAAUGCUUUGGGCAGCAGCAGCACAUAAAGGAGAUUUGCAAAGCAACAAUUAUGCUGAAUAUCGAUGAAAUGGGGAAGCAACUACAGCACUGCUACAAGAACUUGCUGCACACCAUUGAACUAUCACUGGAUGAAAUUUGGAUUCCGAAUGAUAUACGUUUUGAAAUUGUGGAACCCCACAAGAGGAUAAAGCCACACCUAACACAGAUUAACUGGGAGUAUGAAAUAUUUAAGUGAGUUAAUUUAAUUCACAUUUUAAGAUUGAUUUUUUUUCUGUCUUUAUGGUGAAUUUGUAAGAUAUAAUUUUUGUUUUAUUGUUGCAAUAUUGCAAUAGAAAUAUGUAUGUAAUUCACUGUACAAAAGAGGGGCUGAAAUGCCAUCCUUCUUCCCGUGGAGAUGUGAACAAAAUAAUCUGAAUAUAUAAUUGUAAUAUAAAA